CCGGAAAUCUCCGACUCCGUUUAUAUCGACAUGCGUGAUCACGUGUUGCUCAAAUCAAUACGAAGUGCUGAGGAAGUUUGACACUUCCCCAAGAUCCUUUGCGAUGUCCAGAAAAAGACUUUGGAUUCUACGGAAAAGAUACGACUUUGUUGCAACUGGGAAAGUAACUUCGAAUGGCAUGCUAACGCAAAGGCCGGCAUUUCAGCAUCACUGGUUGGCGACACCACACACGAUGACGGACGGAGCUGGCGAGAACGACCAACGAGCACCGAUAACAAAGUCCUGCAAACCAACGAUGCUGGACUUACCCGACGAGCUGAUAGUGUUGGUGUUGGAAUGGGUAUCAACGCAGUGCCUAGGUCGCUUUCAGCGGGCGAGUAAAGGAAUGCACUCCCUCGUCGUUAGCAACGAAACGACGCUUUACCGACGCUUACUUGAGCGAUAUCUUGCGAGUCUCGAUGUUGUUCCCGCCGGGGGGGACGCAGUCAACAACACUCUAGGUUCAAUCACUACGUGCCCUGGCCAAUGGCGAAUUUUACUGUCCGACGCACUCCUUUGGGGACGAAAUUUGCCGCAAACAGUAACGAAACGAUCCGCGCGAUAUGCUGUAGCACCAACGGUGGGCGACAAAGACUGCGAGAGCAGUGACGCACGGUCUUACAUCGACGCGGUUCCCGGAGCUGGUGGAGAAAUCGGGCUCACCGUCCGAAUAAUUGGGCCGAACUCCAUAUGCACAUCUUGGGGGGGAUUGCGUAUUCAAAGUAUAGAUGGUGAUGGAGAAUGUAGGGGAAGCAUAUCGCGAAGCAGUAGCAACGCCACAUUAUGCGGUGACGGUCAGGGUGGGGCCAUAGAGGAGCUUGGUCUCGCACAGCAAGACGAUGAUGUGUUUGCCGGCAUGAACCCGAAAUGGAUCGAUGACCACACUCCUUCCUCUGACACAUUUAGCGGGUCAGGGCAGCUCAUGGCGAUUAAUGAAUGGAGUGAAGACUGGCAAGGCGGAUAUACCAGCAUUUUUGAGACGUCUGAGUGCGUCCCUCGGAAACAGAAUAGCAAAGAGCCCCUCCGGCUGGUCGCAUGUUUUCGUGCCCUCGAAACAGCGCACAUUGCAAUCACGCACGGAAAUCUAUAUGCCGCAUGUACCGCAUGGUGGACAAUGCCGCAUCCUGGAGACGCGAGCGAGCCGAAACCUGCGUUCAUCCGCUUAUUCAAGGUUCUGAACGAUGCCGGAGCUACUCAGUCUGGAAAAACUCCCGAGUGGACCUUCGAACUACCCGCGCACCAUCGCCCGCGGUCGCUUGCGCUGAGCGAAACGUAUCUUGCGUGUGCAGUGGAAGCCGCCGCAGGAUACCGUGUGAUGGUGCUAGACGUUCGUACUGGCGCUCUACUCGGACAAGUUACCUCGUCCGUAUCGGAAUCGGGCGUAUUCGACCGCGACGCCGGUGUACAGUCGAUUCAUCUUUUACGCAACGUGCUUCUCGUUCAAGCAUCGGGAACCCUCCAUGUCUAUCUAUUGAUCCCGUCACCACCAAUCACCAACCAACCCCGUGCGGUGCUGGCUCAACCUCUCGCGGCGGUCCAAACGGGCGAUGUGGCGCCCAUCCACGUCUUUAAGCUCCCAAGCAGUACGCCAUCUGCAGUCCAGGAUCAGGAACCUACCCUAAUGGUGUGCGACUUCCAACACCCUGAGCGAGUAUGCCUGCUGCAGCCUGCAAGUCUGAAGAAACGAUGGGUUUCCGCUGCGCGGGUAGCUGGGGACUCUGGAAUUUGGUGUUUGUACCGAGAUGCCGACGGGUCAAAACCAAAGGCAUUGAGUGAGCUUGGGUUAGUAUGGAAGCGGAUAGAGCCGAAUCAUGUUGAUCGAUAGAGGUUCAUUGAGCGUGAGGGGAUGAAACCUAUUAUCUUUUAGUGAAAGUUUGGAACGGCGUACAUCAUGGUUAAUUUUGCUACAUAGACACGUCGGAAGUCCUGUUUCUUGUAUUCAGGCCGUUGCCUUCUUUCUCUCUUGCAAGCGCAAAUGUGAUAGAAUUCCGGUUGUUUAGCUGCUUCUUUCUGCCAUCUUCCGUUUUCGUUGUUGUAAAGGAC
Molecule: messenger RNA, 2082 nt
Organism: Fimicolochytrium jonesii
Lineage: Eukaryota; Fungi; Chytridiomycota; Chytridiomycetes; Spizellomycetales; Powellomycetaceae
Exons: 1
Coding region: 104-1864 (586 amino acids)
Molecular function (GO): protein binding
Source: RefSeq, a predicted model, not a curated record